Seminavis robusta is the source of this 4287-nucleotide messenger RNA. NCBI's taxonomy places the organism in Eukaryota, Bacillariophyta, Bacillariophyceae, Naviculales, Naviculaceae. The record is from the annotation of a GenBank genome assembly.
GGUUCGCGAAAAACUGCCACCUCUUCGUUGCUACCAGUAGGUGGGUGGCAACUCCGCCGAGCUACCGGAGCAGAGCUAACAGAGAGUGUUAAUCCACACUACGCCUCAAAAAGAAGCAACCCAGUGGUACUCGUACGCGAUACAUACAUGUACUGUUGCGCUUGAUGGGUUUUCGUCUGGCCAUUGCUGUAGAACACGGUAGCAAAGGGUAGACUAGCUAGCUGCUCUAGCUAGUGAAGUCGGUCGGUGGUCCUGUGUAUUUGAAAAGGACAGUGCGACUUACUUGAGCGGUGAGUUCGAAUAAGAGCAACAGUUAGUUGUUGAUUUGAAAUAAUUUAGUGCAAAGGAUAGCAAGUGCUACCCAAGGCAGAAAAGGAAGCAGGCUACCCAACACAUCCAUUAUCUCAACGUGGAUUGCUCGGCAUGCCUCCCCCUCCAGCCGACAGCUUGCAACAAGAAGAAGAAUCUCUCUCUGUCUUCAAAUCUGCUCAUUCUACCCAUUCUAUCAGCAACGACAGCACUGGCAGUGAAGAUCGUUCCACUGCUAUGACUACCGUGUUGACGGAGCCUGAUCUCUACCCUGAAGCUCUGGCUACUGCUCUCAAACUUCCAGCCGCUGCUACGUCCAAAUUUGCGGCUGCCAUGGAGACUACCGGUACUACGGCUGAUAACAACCACCACCAACCUCCUGAGGAACGCUUGUCGCUGAACAUGGCUGUCUAUCAAGAGGCGGAGAAGAAACAGGCGGAGAAACAGCAGAUCCAAGCUGAACCAGAGGUUAAACCAACCUUGUCCAUCACGGGUCCCAUUCCUAUUGGACAGAUUAAUUCCCUCCGAAUGGAAGCAUCGGAACAGGCAUUAGCAGAUCAGGAACAGCUAGCCUCCAGCAGCAGCGGACACGAACCGCAGGAUACCUCGGAUAAUGCACCCAAUAUUAUUCCUGAGGAACAUCCAUUCGAAUCUGAUCUCGAGGAGGCUCAGGCUACAGCUGCGGACACAAUCGAUCCACUUACGUCUACAUCCGACGCAUCCGAGAUAAUAAUACACCAAGCCGCAAGGGAUCAGGAACUUACGGAUCGGGAACUUACGGAUGAAGAAUCGACUCCUCCACAGAAACAAUCCACAGUUGUUAGUCAGAUUGCUUAUUCCGUCUCCAAAGCCAUUUCGUCUGGAAGCCACGCCAGCAGCAAGAAUCACUCGUCAGAUGACAAUCAGUUCUCGGUUUCCUCCUGGCGACGGCGACAAUUAGCACCACAUCCACCCUCCUCCGAUCAGCGAACUGUCAGUAGCAACCGAACGCCAACACGUACCCGAAAACGUCGGGUGCGAUUUUCUCACGUGGGUAUCCGAAACUACAAAACGACCAUUGGAGACAAUCCGUGCUGCAGCUACGGACCUCCUUUAUCGCUCGAUUGGGAAUACUGCGAAGAAGACGAAGAAGGAUACUACCUAGGACGAGUUCCCAUUGAUUACUAUGAAGCAUCCAAACCUUAUUCGGGUAUCAAGGCACCCUCCCAACGCCGCAAGGUCGCCAUGUUGGUACUGAACCCCACACAACGGUGUGCCCGCCUCUUUCAAGCGGGAUAUUCCAUGCAAGACAUGAAGAAUGCCGCCGACAGGUUGCAACGCGACAAGUUUCGGGGUGGCAACGUGGGUGGCCUCCUCGAUCCCUUUCACUGGCUACAGGAACUAUGGCUCUUUCAAAUCAAACCCGUCGUCAUGAAACGCUACAAUGAGAAUCAAGAGGAAGAAUUACAACGAAAGAUGGAACGAGAAUUGCGGAAAAUCGAACGAAAAGUACGAGACGAACACGAAUCCCAAUCGUUGGGAAUGUCACAACAAUCUAUUGCCAUGAUGUCGGACGUGAACGACGAGAUUAGUGAUCAGUUUAUUGUUCUGGAUUUGGAGGAAGAGGUGGUUGUGGAUCUGGAACGAGGAGGAGGCAACAACACCAACAACAACCAUGACAGCACUAGCAACCCCAGUAUCAACGUGUCGUCUACGGCGAGUUCUGGCCGUCAUCAAGUCAUUAUUGAAAACUUGGAUGGACUCUCCAAGACCAGCAGGCACUCCAGUAAGCACUCUCUUAGCAGAUUCUCCAGCAGUCGGCAGAGCGAGAUCAGCAGCACGGGUAGUCAUCAAGAUGAGGAUGGCCGCAUGGGCGAUGACAGCAAGUCCACCAGUACAUCUACGUAUGGCCUUAAUGUCGACCGCAAGCAACACGACAAGGCAAUCGAGAUCAAGUUGUCCAGCUUCAAGAGACCUCACAUGAGAGCCUUUCAUGCCUCGUGGUUUUCCUUCUUUGUGGCAUUCUUCUUGUGGUUCUCCAUCACUCCGCUCUUGAGUGAAGUCAGGACAACCCUGGAUCUAACCGAUGCAGAAAUUUGGACUUCCAGUUUGAUGGGUACCCUCGGGACCAUUGUCAUGCGCAUCGUCAUGGGUCCUCUUUGCGACACCUUUGGUGCUCGACUGUGUAUGGCGACAGUUUUGAUUGCAGCUGCGAUUCCCACCGCCUUGACUGGGCUGGUUCAAACGUCGGCUGGACUGUCCUUGGUGCGACUAUUUAUUGGCUUUGGAGGAAGUUCCUUUGUCGCAUGUCAGUAUUGGACAAGUGACAUGUUUGCACGAAACGUCGCGGGGGCAGCCAACGCUCUUGCUGCUGGAUGGGGCAACUUGGGUGGCGGUGUGGCACAGUUACUCAUGGGAUCCGUGCUCUUCCCAUUGCUUCAAUUCAUCUACAGUGGCGCUGACGAUGAGUUUGACGGCGUUGCAAGCGACAACGAUCAAAAGAGGAGCACCGAACUUGCAUGGCGUACCAUUUUUGUUUUCCCGGCACUUCUUGCUUUGGUAAUUGGGUGUCUCAUCAUUUUUUACUGCGACGAUGCGCCAUUGGGUAACUACCGAGAGCUUAUCAAGAGUGAACGAUUGAUGGUGGCUACUCCGAUGGAAUCCCUGUGUUCCACCGCCAAGCGCGGGCAAAACGUGUGGAUUCUCGCCAUCCAAUACGCCUGUUGCUUCGGCAUCGAAGUCACCAUGACCAAUGCCACAGCACUCUACUUCAAAGACGUGUUUGGCCAGUCCACUGUUCAAGCUGCUGCUAUCUCGUCAGUUUUCGGGAUGAUGAAUUUGUUUGCUCGUGGCCUUGGAGGCUGGUGCUCUGACUAUCUGCAGAGAGUGGCCGGAAUACGCGGCAGGCUUGCCUGGCAAGUGUUCACUCUCGCUGUCGAAGGCGUGAUGGUAUGCAUCUUUGCGCACGCACAGUCUCUCGCUGGCUCCAUCAUCGUAUUGGUCUUUCUCUCUUGCAUGGUGCAAAGUGCGGAAGGUUCUACAUUUGGAAUUGUGCCUUAUGUAGAACGACGGUUCACAGGUUCAGUUGUUGGGAUUGUUGGAAGCGGUGGAAGCAUUGGUGCUGCCAUCUUUUCGAUCUUCUUUGUCUACGGGGACUACAGACCCGCUUUCUUCUUCAUGGGAGUGUGUGCGGUAGGUAGUUCCCUGUUGACCUUCUGCUUGAACACAAGGAAGAUAAAAAAGAUGCAAGAUUUUCUCACGCAAGAAGUGGAACGGGAAGAGGGCGAUGGUGACCUCGACGAUGAAGAGGAAGACGUCGAUUUUUACGAAGAUCCUCAACAAUCAAGCGAAAGAGAGACCCUCGCUACGACAGAUGCUGACGAACCCAUGGAAAGAGAUCAACUCGUUAGGACAGAUGCCGAUGAACCCAUCCAAAGAGAUACACUCGUCACGACAGGUUUCAUCGAAAGAGAUCCGGAUGUUGAUGAUGAACCCAACCAAAGAGAGGCACUCCCCACGGCAGGGGAUGUUGAACUCAACUUGAGAGACAAACUCUCUGCGACAGAUUCCAACGAACGAGAUACACUCGAAUCGAAAGAGGGUAAUGAGCCAGACGAGCAAGAGGCACGUCCUUCGACCGAGACUGUUAAAGCGAACGCAAGAGACACAGUUGUUACGACAAAAGCUGAUGAACCCAGUCAACGAGAUACGAUCGUGACGACAGAUGCCGACGAACCCACGGAACAAUAGACAAAUCGCUGCGAUUGAGGUCGAGGAGCAAAACCCCGUCCAUCAAAAACGUUGCGGGAAGACUGACGAACCAUCAGUUUUGCAAGGUUGCAUGAUGUCACAAAUUUUCUUCCAAAAUCAUGUCACCUCCUUUUGGUGAGCAGCUUCCAGCAGCCAAGAAGAUCAUAUAACUUCACAAGCUAACCAGUAGAUAUAUCACCAAUUUUAAAGAUUCAAUCCACUUCAACCGAGGAGCGGUUUUUACGCCGA